ACCCGUGCCCUCAAUUCAUGAACAUCCAAACGAACCCAUCCAAGCGGAACCAUCCAAACGACGACUCGCCGCUCGUAAUGCCUUUCCCGUCCGCCCCCGCCCUCUCGGAAGCCGGUUUCCUGCCCGCCCUUCCCCGUAACCUAGAGCAGAUAAUCCUGACCCCUCACCCGCCCAAGCCGCUCCUGGUCAGCGAUCUCCCUCCCAUCCCGUCGACCGCCCUCGCGCGCGGAGUAACCGACUUCGCGGCCUCCAACCUCCCAAAGCCCACCUUCAACCACAGCAUGCGCGUGUACCACCUCGGCCUCGCCAUCCGCGAGCAGCACCUCCCGCAAGCCACCUUCUCCGCCGAGGUGUACUACAUGCUGAGUCUCCUCCACGACCUCGGCACGACCCUGGCGGACACGGCGAUGUCGUUUGAGUUCUCGGGCGCGAUAAAGGCGCGGGAGACGCUGCUCGUGCUAGGUGCGGACGAGGUGUUUGCGGAUUCGGUGGCCGAGGCGAUAAUCAGACAUCAGGAUGUUUAUGAUGGUGCUGCGGACGGUGGACAGGGCGAGACGCUGACGGCGUUGACCGCGGUCGUGCAGUUUGCGACGUUGCUGGAUAAUACGGGGAAGUUUGCGGGGUUGGUGCAUAGUGGGACGAUGGAUGACGUUGUUGCGAAGUGGCCGAGGGAGGGGUGGACGGGCUGUUUUUGUAGGGUGAUCAGGGAUGAGGGGGAGAGGAAGCCGUGGUGUCAUACCACCACCAUUGGCAUCGAGAGGUUCCAGGAGCUGGUCAAGGGGAAUGAGGUGGCGAGUAAGUAUGAGGUUGAGAUGGCGGAGAGGGUAGUGUAAUGGAUACCUGGUUUAGGUGUAUGGCUGAUGAGGAUAGGGAGAUAAUGUUGCUAUUUAUUCAAUGCACACCGUAAAUACAAGCCAAGUUGACAUUGC
This is a messenger RNA of Tricharina praecox, 929 nucleotides long. RefSeq lists its product as uncharacterized. The record is from RefSeq and is a predicted model, not a curated record. The coding region runs from base 18 to 833 and encodes 271 amino acids. The transcript has a single exon. Lineage: Eukaryota; Fungi; Ascomycota; Pezizomycetes; Pezizales; Pyronemataceae.